AUGACUUCUGAUGCGGGCAGCAUGAAGUUGUUCAUAAAUGUUCAUAAAUUGACAUAUCUCCUACCAAAGGGAUCAUACUGCCAGCUAUGGCCCUCUCCCCAGCAAGUGGGUGACAGUUGCCUCGGAGCCCGCAGAUUCAGUGCACGGAAUACCUGCUGGAUGAGCGGAAGAGAGAUGGGCGGAUACACAUCCUGGAGUGAACGUGAGGUAGUAAGACCUACAAAACUAAGUACUAGGCUGGAGCCACCUGUGAAGCUGGGAGGAUGGAUCCUAGCCAGGUCCAUCAAGGAGUUCUAUGCGGCAGAGAGCACAGUGCCACGGUGUCUGCAGGGACCCAGAGUCAAAGCUGUUGUGAGGUACUCGUAUUCACUGAGUCUGGGUGGUGAUGAAAGCACUUUCCAAGAUAUAUGUGUGAGUGCUCUACUACCAGAGUGUCUGGACACUGUCCAAACUCCAUUCACUAGGUACCAUCCCGCAAGGGCGAUCAGGAAAGGAGGGAAUCAAUUGACAGGACUGUCUGAUUUGACUCAGCGGGAUUAUGGCCCCCUGAGGUAG
Messenger RNA from Fomitopsis serialis, 555 nucleotides. RefSeq lists its product as uncharacterized. The record is from RefSeq and is a predicted model, not a curated record. The transcript is spliced from 5 exons. NCBI's taxonomy places the organism in Eukaryota, Fungi, Basidiomycota, Agaricomycetes, Polyporales, Fomitopsidaceae. Bases 1 to 555 code for a protein of 184 amino acids.